ACCAUACCAUGCAAGAACCGUCGAUGAUGGAGGAUUCUGAGCGAUAAUUUCUCUCUUUAUUCUCUCUUUGUCGCACGAAGCUGGGACGUCGAUCGAUUGAGGAGCUUCCAACGCUUAAUCGUUGACGAUGAUGAUCAAUUUCUCAGAAUUUCAUCAAUUAUGCCUUCUCCACUUGGUUACCUGUCUCGCUAAUUCAACGUUUUCCUUUCACUUUCCUUUGUUUUCUUCCAUUUUCUUUUCCUCUUCCUCCUCCUUUCGUCCUUCUCCUUCAUGUUUUUCUGGAAUUUCUAUCUCAUUCUGAUUCAUACCACAUCUUGUUUAGUCUCUGUUUAUUGUAUUGCGAUCGAAUUUGAGAUUUCAGAGGACGUUUUUGGGCGUAUUGCGUGAAUUGGAUUGCAUUCAUAUUGGAGGCUAUUUGCCGUUUUUGUUUUUGUGUUUUUUGGCGAAUCGAUCGAGCUUCUGUGAUCCUUGAGUUGAAGACAUUAUUGGUUGUUUGAUCUAAUUUGGGAGCUUCGGGUUAAAUGCUCUGGUUCCUUUCAUGGGAUUAUCGGAGAUCAAUUCGCGAGUUGGGAUUCAGAGGAUGGAAAUUAUGUCGAGGACUUAGAGUUUGCUAAAUUGAUGGGGAACACAUGUGUAGGACCAAAUCUGGGCAAUAAUGGAUUCUUGAAAUCUGUUACGGCCGCAGUAUGGCCGAGCCGGCCACCGGAGGAAAGACUUCCUCCGCCCAAGGAUGGAACUGAGAGCAGAAGUAAGACAAAUUCGGGUUCUGAUUCUUCCAAAAAUGCCGAUGCUCCCAAAGAUUCAGAUCCUCCAAGUGAUGUUCAAAAUACGCCACCUGAAACGGUGAAAAUUAGUACCGAUGCACACAGAGCAGUGGAGCGCGAGAUGUCGUCUAGAGUGAUUAAAGAUGAAACUAGGGCUCCAGAGGGUGCGAAAUCGAAGAAGGCCACUCAUAUCAAGAGAUUAUCGAGCGCAGGACUUCAAAUUGAUUCCGUAUUAGGGCGAAAAACCGAUAACAUAAAGGAUCACUACACAUUGGGGCGGAAGCUAGGGCAAGGGCAGUUCGGAACCACGUUUCUCUGUGUGGAGAAGGCGACGGGAAAAGAAACUGCCUGCAAAUCCAUUGCGAAAAGGAAAUUGACCACGAAAGAGGAUGUGGAGGAUGUUAGAAGAGAGAUUCAGAUAAUGCACCAUUUAGCAGGCCAUCCCAAUGUGAUACAAAUUGUGGGGGCUUAUGAGGACGCUGUGGCAGUUCAUGUUGUAAUGGAACUUUGUGCGGGUGGGGAAUUGUUUGAUAGGAUUAUACAGAGGGGCCACUAUACAGAGAGAAAAGCGGCUGAAUUAGCUAGAAUCAUAGUCGGUGUCGUCGAAGCAUGCCAUUCUUUGGGUGUUAUGCAUCGGGAUUUAAAACCAGAGAAUUUUCUUUUCAUCAACCAACAAGAGGAGUCACCACUUAAGACCAUCGAUUUUGGGCUCUCCAUGUUCUUUAGGCCAGGUGAAACUUUCACAGAUGUGGUUGGUAGCCCUUAUUAUGUGGCCCCAGAAGUAUUGCGGAAGCAUUAUGGGCCAGAGUGUGAUGUAUGGAGUGCUGGGGUAAUCAUUUAUAUUUUACUAAGUGGCGUGCCUCCGUUCUGGGACGAGACGGAGCAAGGAAUCUUUGAGCAGGUUUUGAAAGGUGACCUUGACUUUAUAUCAGAACCAUGGCCUAGUAUAUCCGGGGACGCUAAAGAUCUAGUGCGGAGAAUGCUCGUCAGAGAUCCCAAAAAAAGGCUGACAGCCCACGAAGUCCUUUGCCACCCAUGGGUAAAAUCUGAUGGAGUUGCUCCUGACAAACCUCUUGAUUCAGCUGUUCUAAGUCGUUUGAAUCAAUUCUCUGCCAUGAACAGGCUCAAGAAAAUAGCAAUUAGAGUUAUUGCAGAAAGUCUUUCUGAAGAGGAAAUUGCUGGCCUCAAGGAGAUGUUUAAGAUGAUAGACACAGACAACAGUGGUCAAAUAACUCUUGAGGAAUUGAAGCAAGGUUUGGAAAGAGUGGGUGCUAAUCUUCAGGAUUCUGAAAUUAGUGGGUUAAUGCAAGCAGCAGAUGUCGAUAACAGUGGUACCAUAGAAUAUGGCGAGUUUGUUGCAGCAAUGCUCCAUUUAAACAAGAUUCAGAAAGAGGACCAUCUCUUUGCUGCCUUCUCGUACUUUGACAAAGAUGGGAGUGGAUACAUCACACAGGACGAGCUCCAACAAGCUUGCGAAAAGUUUGGUUUGGCAGACAUCCGCUUAGAAGAUAUAAUGCGUGAAGUUGACCAGGAUAAUGAUGGUCGAAUAGAUUACAGUGAGUUUGUGGCUAUGAUGCAAGACACUGGUUUUGGCCGGCAGGGAUUGUAAAGCUGCAUGACGACUGGAAUUAGGGAAGCCUUAAGGCUUUAACUAUUAACAUGCCUAAUUCCGGUUCCCAACCAAGAAGACAAUUAUAUUUAUUUUCUGGCCAGUAGGCCCAAUACAUGUUAUUUCUACAGUUAGAAGUUGAAAUUAAUGCUAUUUGUAAAGAUGACAGGCUUCAGAGGGAGAGAGUUAGUUUCUUGUUUA
This is a messenger RNA of Momordica charantia (bitter melon), 2574 nucleotides long. RefSeq names its product calcium-dependent protein kinase 20. The record is from RefSeq and is a predicted model, not a curated record. NCBI's taxonomy places the organism in Eukaryota, Viridiplantae, Streptophyta, Magnoliopsida, Cucurbitales, Cucurbitaceae. Gene Ontology annotation, molecular function: ATP binding; protein kinase activity; calcium ion binding. Gene Ontology annotation, biological process: protein phosphorylation.